AUGGCUGCCAAGUCCGAGUCUUCGUCCACGGUGCCCAACCACAAAGGCUCUGUCGCCGAGCACACGAUACAGUCAGCCACUAUCGACGAACCUUCGUCGCGGUACUUCUGCGGCAAGGGGGAGAUCCACUUCUGGAAGAACUUCAUGUUCGAGCCAGAUGGUCGCCCAUAUAUCCGGGUGACCCACGACAUCAGCAUCGACGAGGUGCUGACCAUCCUCACCCGCGACUGGAAGUUCACACUGCCUCGCAUCGUUCUCGUAGUCGUCUCGAGUCUGGCCACUUGGCAGGAGUGGAGCGCCCCGAGGCAGCUGGAGAACUUCAAGGAGGGCCUCAUUAAGGAGUGGAGCGCCACGAGGCAGCUUGAGAACUUCAAGGAGAGCCUCAUUAAGGCAGCCAACACGACUGCCAUGUGGAUCCUGACGAACGGCGUCAAUACGGGCAUUGCCAAGGAGAUCGGCUCGUGGGUGAACGAGGAGUUGGUGCAGCGACUCAUCCUGCGCUGUCACCCCCACCCGCACACGACGGAUUUCGAGAAGCGGCCACCCCUGUGCCUGGUGGGCGUCGUACGCGAGGACCUCCUUACGUGCGCCGACAAGUUUGAGACAACGAAGGACGGGACCGUAUACAUCGAAAACGCAGGAAGCCGGCCCGAAGACAACAGGUUCGACCUGAAUCCGGACCACACGCACUUCAUAAUUGUCAAAGACGAUACAGUGAACAAGAGUGGCCUGAAUUAUUUCAUUCUCAAGCUGGAACAGCACUUGUCAAUGACGCCAGAUGAAGACAGUGGUAAGGGUUGCAUCCCCGUCGUAGCGCUCGUGUGCCAGGGAGGAACCGGUUGCAACAAGAUGGUCCUCGAGCACCUCAAGAAACAACUGCCCGUCUUGGUCAUACAGGGAAGCGGAGGCGUGGCCGAUUUGCUGUCGCUUGCCUUCAAUGAGAUCGACAGGCGUGGUGCUACCCUUUGGGAUCCAGAGUUUGUCGAGAGCGUAUUGAAACCUGAAAUUAGCACGCAGAUUUGCCAGAUGUUCCCCAAGUUCAGAGACAACGCAUUGUCUAGGAACGUCUUCAAGGACAGGAUCAUCGAGUGUCUUCGACUAGCAUGCCAGACCCAGGAACAAAUGUACUUCACGGUGAUCAAUAUACACCACCACCGCAACAACCUGAAGCACCUCGAUGACAUUCUGCUCAAAGUGGUGUUCAAGUCCCAAGUACGACACCAUCACGCUCACCAAAUGAAGAAAGACCUGCUUCUGACGUUGGACUGGAAUUGCCCGCACGUUGCCAUGUCUAAGGUCUUCUCGAAAGACUUCGCUCAGCAGUAUCAGAUCGACAGGGAAGAAUUCGAGUACGCUCUGCUGCGACCCAAGCGAGAGGAAUUUCUGCACAUCUUCCUAAACCGCGGUUUCCAAGUCCACAAGUACCUGUCACCCAAGAGGCUCCGGCAGCUCUUCUCAAAAAUUCAACACGAAGAGUUCUUUCGUUCUGUCUGCUGGGAAGGGGCCCUUGGACAUAGCAUGCUGUACAAGAUUAGCAAGAACUUCAUUGAGGGUGACCUCAACUGGUUGAUAGAGACGACAAGUGGCAUGCGCAACUUCAUUGACCCAGAUGAGCUGUUGAUGAACACAGCGCAGGGAAUUUACAUUCAGGACGCUGCCUCUGCGGAGCGCAAGGCCCUGGUCAUCCUCUCCCUCUGGGCAGUCUUCUCCAACCGGCGCAAAACGGCCGAGGUUCUGUGGAAAAACUGCGACCAGCCCAUCCACCUGGCCCUGCUCGUGUCCAUGACGUACGAGAAGCUGACCAUGUACGUUAACGAGGGCACAAUCAAGCACGAGCUCCUCGACACCAGCAAGUACUUCGCGGGGUUGGCAACCGGCGUGCUCGACAUGUGUUACCUGGACUCCACGUGUCGUGCUUACGACAUCCUGAGCGUGCAGAGCAUGGACUGGAAGUACAAGACGGCCGUCGACAUUGCAGCCGAGGCCAAGAACCGCAAGUUCCUGGCUCACCCAUGCUGCCAGAAGUGGCUGACCAACCAGUUUUUGGGUCGUAUUAGCAUCCGCGACAUCACCUGGGGAUUCUUCAGCGUUCCUCUGUGGCUGAAGGUAAUUCUGUGCGCAUUCACGGUUCUGCCAAUGUACAUAUGGGUGCGCAUAAAGAGUGACCCACAUCAGAUGGACUAUGGCGAGGAGGACGAGUGCGAUAAAGACUUCAGCUCCAAGAAUAUUACGGAAGCUGUGAAGUAUGAUCGGUGCGACACGGGUGGCACGGUGGGCCAGGAGGGAAUACUGAUACGCCAGAACCCUCCAAUCUAUCGAAUGGUCUACGUCAUGUGGAAUGCCCCCAUCACGAAAUUUUGGGUUUAUCAGAUAUUUUACAUUCUUUUUCUCGGGACAUUGAGCGUCGCAGUGCUGUGGCCUUCAUGCGGGGACCCUACGCUAGACACCGUCUGCGUGGUGUGGACAUUCCUCAUCGCUGUGGAGACGAUUGAUCGAACUUAUCGCCUGCAUCUCACAAAUGCCAACGUCCCCUUGCUAUCGAAGUGCAUCGAGGUUUUCCUCAUCAUGUUUUUCUGCGUCACGUACCUUUGCUCGAGGCUGCUGAGGAUCGGGCUCUUUGAGGACCCCUACAACGGGAAAGUGCUCACCUGCGUGGGACUGCUCUACUUCUACUACCGGCAGACGCUCAUAUACUUGCCCAUAUCACCGCAACUUGGCCCGCUCCUACACAUCGUGAAACUCAUGGUGUGUCGAGAUUUCGCAAACUUCAUGCGCAUGGCGCUUCUGGUGAUCAUAUGUGGAGGCAUUGUAGUUCACGUCAUGCUGUACCCGGACUACCCGAUCACGGUGGAGCUCUUCCGCAGGAUAUUCCACAUGGCCUGGUUCUCCCUCUGGCUAACGCCGAUCGAUGACCUCGAAGAUUCGGACGAGAGUUGCCCGAAUGCGGGACUGUGGCCCUACGUGUUCGCGGUGAUCUACUUCGCGCACCUGAAGCUCAUCCUUCUCACCGUCCUCGUGGCGCUGUUCUACAACACGGUGGCCGAAGUGACACCACAAGCCGACGCCGUGUGGAAGUUCCAGCGGUACGAGCUCGUCAUGGACUUCGCCAUGCGGCGCUGCUUACCACCUCCACUCAAUGCCAUUGCUUACGUCUGGUGCGUCUUGUUCGCCAUCUUCAAGGCGUGCAGGCGAGCCAUCAGGAGGAAGAAGCGACACCUGCCAGUGUACCCGUUGGCGAAAGACGUGAGCAAAGGGCAAAAGUUGUCAGAGUUGGACUACCACUACUGGAAACAGAAGGCACUGGAGUACAGCAAUAUCCUUGCCUCUGCCGACCAGAACAAAGGCCAGAUGAUGGGUGACAACUUGACAUUGAUGUUGGAGGAUGUGGACUACCAGCGCACGACGCUGGACCGACUGAAAGGGCAAGUGGAGGAGGUCCAGCGGAAGAUGUCUCUGUCACUCAUCUACCUGGAGACCCUCAAGCAGUCUUGUUCUUCGAAGGGAGAUCCCGUGUCCGUGGUAGCGACCAUCCAGCAGCAGACGACGCUGCACUACAUAUCUCGCCAGUCUCCAUAUCCGGGCACGAAGAUACAGCGGUUCCCGGUGCCCGACAAGUUCGUGCCCUGGGAGGUGAUGUGGUUGGACUAUGACCCGGUGGCUUACACCAGGCCCCGGGCACAGUUCCCGGCGCCGCUGCAGGUCUACGUGGAUGAGGACAUCGUCGUCGUCCCUAAAACCGACAACGCUCAAAGCCUGCCACCACUGCAGUGGAACUGUCUGUCGACGACUCCCGGCGGCGUCAACAUAGACCGACGCUCGUGGAUCGAGGACGCUGACAGCACGAACAUUAUCUACAUUCUCGAAAACGAGGGAGUUCCGAGGAAUCCGGCUGGGAGAACUGGUCUAAAAGGAAGGGGCGCGCUUCCGCGGUGGGGACCGAACCAUUACGUCCUAUUCAUCAUCAGCAGGUACCAGAAGUCGCGCUCAGCCCUAUCAACAGGAAGAGGGCUGGAAAUCGCGCUCAUGAGGAUUUUUAGAACCGACCAGUUUGUGCUGCCAGGGGACUUUGUUCCCGGUGAGCUGAAGUACGACGGAGUCAUGCGGGUGUGCUUCAAGGUUCCCGAGGGCACGCCAAUGUCGACUGCGGAACACGUGAAAGACUUCUUCUCGGGGUGCCUCGAAGAGCAACCCGACGCCUCCGACCCCAGCCAGGUGGUGGACUGCUCGAUGGCUCGCCGGGGUUACAUGGACGAUCCGAUGAACACCGACAACUGCUGGCGAGAAGUCGAGCUUUGGAAGGUUCACUACGGCGGAAAGGAGACGCUGGGUGAAAAGUUUCAGCCCAAUGUGGUGUGGAGGCUUGUUACAGACGACCUGUUUCUCAAGUUGCCUUCUGGACACAGCAACCUGUUCAACGAAGUGUGGAACUUUCAAGGCACGCUGACGUUGUGA
Messenger RNA from Rhipicephalus microplus (southern cattle tick), 4452 nucleotides. Its product is annotated as transient receptor potential cation channel subfamily M member-like 2. Lineage: Eukaryota; Metazoa; Arthropoda; Arachnida; Ixodida; Ixodidae. Gene Ontology annotation, molecular function: monoatomic cation channel activity. Gene Ontology annotation, cellular component: plasma membrane. The record is from RefSeq and is a predicted model, not a curated record. Gene Ontology annotation, biological process: monoatomic cation transmembrane transport; metal ion transport.